AAGGGAGGGGGGGUUGGGGCUGGGGGGCGAGCUGGGCUCAACAUGAACCUGCCGCUCUGACACUCCGGGCUGGGACAAGCAGGCAGCAGCCGGGCCGGCCGCCCCCCGAGCAGCAGUCGCACAGGGGAACCUGAACACAGGCAGCACUCACCUGGGUGCUGAAGCGCUCAUGGCUGUCGCAUACCGCGCCCUCGCCGAGUCCGGCCUGCUUUCCCAGCAUUACCCCCCGCCCCUGCUACCGAAACCCAGAAAGGACAAUGUUCGUCUUCAGAAGCUUCUCAAGAGAACCGCCAAGAAAAAGGCUUCCUCUCAGGCAUCGCAGCCUGCCACGCUUUUCCGCUCCAGCCUUUCCCCCGUGAAUGAAGCCAGCCCCGACCUCGAGCACAGCGACCACUCCACCCCUCCCAAGACCCCUGAGGCGCCGUUCGGCCUCCACGGUAUCCAGCCACCUCCGCGGUUCAUUGUCAGGCCGCUGUAUCAACACGUGGCGUCGCCUUACCCGCGGCGCACAGCCUUCGGCAGAGGGGCGAGGUUCUCGCCUCAGCCAGUGGGAACGCUGUCACACUCGCAGCACGUCGCUGCGGUGUCCUCGUACUCCACAUCGAAUCGCCUUGCUGGGGAUACAUCAGCUCCGGCGCCCGUUGUAGAGUUGGUGGUGCCCCAAAUAUCUCUCCCUACCUGUUUUACACCCGAGGCAACAGAUAAAGUGAAAAAGCCAGCCUUUAGCAUGUUUGCUGAAACGCAUGUUAGUGUGAGACCGGAAGAAGCCAGAGAAACCCCAAAGACAAAAAGUCCAGGUCUGACUCCACAUUCAGCCACAGGGGGUCAGGCUGUGGUUCGUCCUCUCACUGUGUUGACCCUACACGGCAAAUCCAAAAGUCCACGUCCAACGUUCAAAGCAACCGAGCAUUCAAGAUCACCGAAACCGAUGUUUGAUGUCCCAAAAAUUAGGAUGUACACAGCAAGCACAUCGUACUACGAGUCAUCCAGGACCCCACCGGUGCAUGACACAGCUGGAUUGACUGCUAUCGGCAGCACAGUUCCUCAAAGUAAAACCCCAACAGAAACAAGACAAGAUUGGACUUCAACAUCUGCUAUCAGAAGAAGCACGACACCAACAGCUCAACUUUCUCUAAUUGGCACUGAUCCCCCGAGGAAGACACCAACAUUAGAAAUUAAAAGAGGGACUAAAGUAACAGCAGAUAUCACAGUCAUAACUCAUAAAGCCGAAAUGAAAAGAGCUACACCAACGUCUGGAUCCAAAAGAGCUUCCCCAACAGUUGGAAUCAAAGGAGAUACCCCAACGGUUGAAAGAGUUAAAACACCAACUUCAACAACUUUGCCGGGGCGACCUAAAGCCCCAGCAUACCAAUUGUCUCGCCCCACAACACCUGCCUUUGAAGUCUCCAGACCCAAUCCUCUUUUGUUUGCAGUGUCGCCAAUCACUGUGGAACCAGAGAGGUCAAGAACACCCCACACUGUUCCUGCUAUGGGCAAUAUAUCUGCUUCACAAAGCAUCAAGGCUCUUGAACCUAAACCUACUGAGACAAUACUGAAUGGGGACAUUCAUUCGGAGAUUGCUCCUGCUGUAAAACCAAUCCAACAAAGCAUCACAACGUCCAAAUCAGAGCCUGAUCUGACAAGAGGAACUGCUUCACAUGUCUCUCAAAGGCCUAACACUUCAUCAGCUGAGCCAAAAACACUGGUAGUGCGUCCUCACAGCAAUCAGAGACCCAAGACUCCAACAUACGAAGCAUCCCGACUUAUGACCACGUCACCUGGCUAUAAAAGACCAAGGACACCAACACGCGGGACUUUUGGUGUAUCUCCUGUAGCCUUUCAGAGACCCAAAACCCCGACCCAAGUGACUCAAAAGUCAAAUUCUGGCUAUCGGGGUUUGACCCCCGCUGAAUAUGCUGCUCACGGCGGGAUAAGAACAUACUCUCCGGCAUUUGGUAUCUUCGGAUCCAAGACCCAAACUGAGGAGGAGGGUGCAGCUGCAAAAGAGGAAUCAGCUGAAUGUAAGACAACUAGCCAACAACCAUCUGUGAAGAAACCCAAAGAAACCCCCAAAGAUGUAGAUGAAUCCCACGUAGGAGAUAAAAAGGAUACAAUCACCCCUUCAAUCCCUACUAUUAUUGUUUCACAAGCAUCCGACGCCACACAAACAACGUCAAAACAAAAGACGAGUACGGUAUUCGCAGAGGAACGAGGAAAAACGGUGAUUCCAAAAACAGCAAAGGCUCCAUCUCUGGCAGCAGAGGGGAAAUCUCUUGAGAAAAAGGAAGUAGAAACACAAGUGCGAGAAGUGGCCAAACCGAAGGUGACACCUUCAGAAGCCAAACAUCCAAACAGGGAGGAGAAGGAUCCUCUGAAUGUAGUAAGAAAGCUUUUCGGUAAAGAUAAGGUCCAGGAACUUGGAACUGAGAUGAAAGCUGACAUCUCCAAUAAAAAAGAGCUGGCGAAACCUGUAAACGCAACCAGGGUCGAAGAAGAAAGCUCUGAGCAAAGCACUCAAGUCCUUCCUGCUAAGACGUCUGCGGUUGAGCCAACAGGAAGUAAAGGCAAGGAUACCAAAGCAGAAUCAGCUUCGUUAGUUAAAUCUGCACCUGAGAAAAAGGAAGGCGAUGACUCCUUCUUGGCCAAGCCCCUUCUCAAGGUCAUGCCAAGGCCGGAAGGCGUAAAAUCUAAAUUGAGCGGUUGGUCCCGACUGAAGAAGCACAUGGUCGUGGAACAGGAGGAGCCCAAAUUUCCAGAAAUAAGCUCCCAGAAGGAGACCGCCGGGCCGGAACAGAGCGAGGCGCAAAAAGCCCCCGCCGAGAAGGCCACAGUCGAGCCCGUCACUCCGGACGAGAACCAACCCAAAGACGCUCCUGUGGCGACGAAGAUGUGGGAGGCCGUCCUCUUCCAGAUGUUUUCCACCAAAGAGAAUAUCAUGCACCAGAUCGAGCUGAACAAGAGCGACGAGGAGAAGGACGAGGGCGGCGAGGAGGAGUCGAGAGAGGUACCUUCGUUUGCCCACCGCCUGCCCGUGCUGCUUUUCAGUCCGAGGUUCGACGCCAAGAGGCUGAAGGAGGCGGCGUCGAGGCCGGUGACGAAGAUCUCCACCGUUUUUGAAAUGGGUCUGAUCGGCCGCAAAGUCAAAGACGAGGAACCAAAAGACUUUAAUAGAACAGCGAGGGGGUUCGCCGCUACUUAAGCUAAUAAAAUAUAAAUAUAAUACAUGUGCUGAGUGUAAAAUGUAAUACGUCAUGAUACAUGUUAGGUGUACAGGUUCAGAAGUCCUAGUCUCUGAGGUAAACGAAUGACUUUAUACUUGACAAAUGCUUUGUGUUUGUGUGACUGGUUGUCUGAUGUUGAGUGUUUGGUGUUUAGCUGGAAGAAGAAAAGACAGAGACGGCUUCAUUUGUCUUAAAAGUCAUUCAGACGUCACAUCUGAUUAAAGCGUUUAUGUUUUCAGUAAA
Molecule: messenger RNA, 3464 nt
Organism: Pungitius pungitius (ninespine stickleback)
Lineage: Eukaryota; Metazoa; Chordata; Actinopteri; Perciformes; Gasterosteidae
Gene: prr33
Product: proline rich 33
Exons: 3
Coding region: 170-3199 (1009 amino acids)
Source: RefSeq, a predicted model, not a curated record